This is a messenger RNA of Ochotona curzoniae (black-lipped pika), 7170 nucleotides long. RefSeq names its product SECIS binding protein 2 like (gene SECISBP2L). Gene Ontology annotation, molecular function: ribonucleoprotein complex binding; selenocysteine insertion sequence binding; mRNA 3'-UTR binding. The transcript is spliced from 18 exons. Gene Ontology annotation, cellular component: ribonucleoprotein complex. Gene Ontology annotation, biological process: selenocysteine incorporation. The record is from RefSeq and is a predicted model, not a curated record. Bases 200 to 3511 code for a protein of 1103 amino acids. NCBI's taxonomy places the organism in Eukaryota, Metazoa, Chordata, Mammalia, Lagomorpha, Ochotonidae.
GAAGCUGCCACCGCCUCCUCAGUCUCCCGGCGCUCGGGCCGCCUCCUCGGCCAGUGGCGUAGCCGACUCGGUGUCUCUGCCUGGCAGCUAGGGGCGGAGGUCCCGAGCCCAGCCUGGACCCGAGCGGAGGGCCAUGGAGAAAGCGGCCCGCGGCAUUCUCCUCACUGACUAGAGCGGGCCCUUUGCGGCUGCCGACGCCAUGGACCGAGCCCCCAGCGACCAGAAUGUCAAGCUGUCAGCGGAGGUGGAGCCGUUUAUCCCCCAGAAGAAGAAUCCCGAUACGUUUAUGAUCCCUAUGGCUCUACCAAAUGAAAAUGGGAGUGUUUCUGGUGUAGAACCAACUCCAAUUCCCAGCUACCUGAUCACCUGUUACCCGUUUGUGCAGGAAAAUCAAUCUAAUAGACAAUUCCCUUUAUAUAACAAUGAUAUACGAUGGCAGCAGCCCAAUCCAAACCCCACUGGACCAUACCUUGCCUACCCCAUUCUGUCUGCUCAGCCACCUGUUUCUACAGAGUAUACAUAUUAUCAGCUGAUGCCAGCGCCAUGUGCCCAAGUUAUGGGUUUCUAUCAUCCUUUUCCUACACCUUACUCCAACACCUUUCAAGCUACAAAUACUGUCAAUGCUAUAACCACAGAAUGCACUGAGCGUCCAAGUCAGCUUGGACAAGUCUUCCCAUUGUCCAGCCACCGAGGCAGAAGCAGUAAUCGAGGACCAGUGGUACCAAAACAGCAGCUUUUACAACAGCACAUAAAAAGCAAAAGACCUCUGGUGAAAAAUGUGGCUACUCAGAAAGAAACAAAUGCAGUGGGUCCUGAUAAUCGAUCAAAAAUUGUGCUUUUGGUGGAUGCGUCACAACAAACGGAUUUUCCAUCAGAUAUUGCUAACAAGUCUCUCUCGGAGAGCACUGCCAUGAUGCUCUGGAAGGCCAAAGGCAGGAGGAGAAGGACGUCCCACCCCACCGCCGAGUCCUCUAGCGAACAGGGUGCUAGCGAGGCGGACAUCGACAGUGACAGCGGUUACUGCAGUCCCAAACACAGCAACAACCAGCCUGCUGCCGGGGCUUUGAGAAAUCCUGAAUCGGGGGCGGUGACUCAUGUGGAGUCGUCCGUCUGUGCAGGUGGUGUAAAUUGGUCCAGUGUAACUUGCCAGGCAACUCAGAAGAAACUUUGGAUGGAAAAAAAUCAGACGUUUUCUAGAAGUGGAAGGCAAAUUGAACAAAGAAAUAAUUCACAGGUUGGAUUCAAAUGUCGAGGACACAGUACUUCCUCAGAACGAAGACAAAAUUUGCAAAAGAGACAAGAUAAUAAGCAUGCAAAUUCUAGUCAGCCCCACAGAAGUGACCCAAAUUCUGAGUCUUUAUACUUUGAGGGUGAAGAUAGGUUUCAAGAACUAAGUGAGAAUGGAAAUACCAAGGAUGAGAAUAUUCAACAGAAACUCUCUUCAAAAGUAUUGGAUGAUUUACCAGAAAACUCACCAAUCAAUAUAGUUCAAACUCCAAUUCCCAUUACCACUUCAGUUCCUAAACGUGCAAAAAGUCAAAAGAAGAAAGCUUUAGCAGCAGCCCUUGCGACAGCACAGGAAUACUCAGAAAUAAGUAUGGAGCAAAAGAAAUUGCAGGAAGCUUUAUCAAAGGCAGCUGGAAAAAAGAAUAAAACACCUGUGCAGCUAGAUUUGGGGGACAUGUUAGCUGCUUUGGAAAAACAGCAGCAAGCAAUGAAAGCACGGCAGAUUACUAAUACCAGACCGCUCUCAUAUACAGUGGUGGCUGCUGCUUCAUUCCACUCGAAGGAUUCAACUAACAGAAAAUCUUUCACCAAAAAUCAGCCCUGUUUGACAUCCUUUAAUUCUUUGGAUGUUACUUCCUCUAAAGCAAAAAAAGGAAAGGAGAAGGAAAUCGCAAGACUGAAACGACCCACAGCGCUUAAAAAGGUUAUUUUGAAAGAAAGAGAGGAAAAGAAGGGGCGUUUAACUGUGGACCAUAAUCCUUUGGGACCGGAGGAACCAGCAGAAAUGCACUUAGAUUUUAUUGAUGAUUUGCCACAAGAGAUUGUUUCCCAGGAAGACACUGGACUGAGCAUGCCUAGUGAUGCGUCACUUUCUCCAGCAAGUCAAAACUCUCCGUACUGUAUGACUCCUGUGUCACAAGGCUCUCCAGCCAGUUCUGGGAUUGGCAGUCCAAUGGCAUCUUCAACAAUAACUAAAAUCCACAGCAAAAGAUUUAGAGAGUAUUGUAAUCAGGUUCUUUGCAAAGAGAUUGAUGAAUGUGUGACUCUUCUUCUCCAAGAGCUUGUCAGUUUCCAGGAACGCAUUUAUCAGAAGGAUCCUGUGAGAGCCAAAGCAAGACGACGACUGGUUAUGGGCCUAAGGGAGGUUACCAAACACAUGAAGUUAAACAAGAUCAAGUGUGUUAUAAUUUCUCCAAACUGUGAAAAAAUCCAGUCAAAAGGCGGUCUGGAUGAGGCUCUGUAUAAUGUUAUAGCCAUGGCACGAGAACAAGAAAUUCCUUUUGUGUUUGCCCUUGGAAGAAAAGCUCUAGGGCGCUGUGUGAACAAGCUAGUUCCUGUCAGUGUAGUGGGAAUCUUCAACUACUUCGGUGCUGAGAACCUGUUCAAUAAGUUAGUUGAACUCACUGAAGAAGCUAGGAAGGCAUAUAAAGAUAUGGUUGCCGCAAUGGAACAAGAACAAGCAGAGGAGGCCUUAAAGAACGUGAAAAAGGUACCGCACCACAUGGGGCAUUCCCGGAAUCCCUCUGCAGCAAGCGCCAUCUCCUUCUGCAGUGUUAUUUCUGAGCCCAUCUCUGAAGUAAAUGAAAAGGAGUAUGAAACAAAUUGGAGAAACAUGGUGGAAACUUCAGAUGGACUAGAGACGUCUGAGAAUGAGAGAGAGGUUUCUUGUAAGCACAGCACAUCUGAAAAACCCAGUACACUUCCACUUGACACAAGCCCUGUUGUUAAGCAGCCAUCAUUAGUGGCUGCAGGCAGUACUACCUCAGCUACAAACCCUGGGAAAUCUGCAGCAAGUGAUAAAGAGGAAGUGAAGCCGGAUGACCUAGAAUGGGCCUCCCAGCAGAGCACAGAGACCGGCUCUUUGGAUGGCAGUUGCCGAGACCUUUUGAAUUCCUCCAUAACUAGCACCACCAGCACUCUUGUACCUGGAAUGCUGGAAGAGGAAGAUGAUGAAGAAGAGGAAGAGGAUGAAGACUAUACUCAUGAACCCAUAUCUGUAGAAGUGCAGCUCAAUAGUAGAAUUGAGUCUUGGGUCUCAGAGACCCAGAGAACUAUGGAAACCCUGCAGCUUGGAAAAACCCUGAAUGGUUCCGAGGAAGAUAAUGUAGAGCAGAGUGGAGAAGAGGAAGCCGAGACAGCCGAAGUGUUGGAGCCAGGGGUUGACAGUGAGGCCUGGUCUGCAGAUCAGCAAGCUGGUCCCGAGCAGCCACAACGGAAGCCCAGCAAGUGCAGCUCCCUGAACCAAGAGCACUCGGAGUUUGAUUCUUCACCCCAGAAUGCGUAACUCAGGAAACGUUUGCGUUCUCCAACUGUGUAAGGGUUGUAGCCAUUACCUUUUAUGCUUCAUCUCAACGUUUUGCACUGUCUAGUAUUUAAUAUAUAUGUUUAAUUCCUGAUAACUAUUUUUGUAGCUUUGACCUGUUUUGUUAUGAUCUAGAGCUUAGCUUUUAAUUAGCAUCUAAGUGUUUUUCUAGGAAAUGCGUGGAUAAUUCAGACCUGUUUUGGCUUAUUUUGUAAUGGAAACAAUGAUUACAAAAAGACCAGGUUUUAAAGUAAAUAAAAUUUAAAACGCCUAUUUAAAGUCAUUUUGAAAGUUAAUGAUCAGGGUUAUAGAAAGAUAGAAGCAGUCACCAAUGUUUGCUUUAAGACUAUGCCAUCUUCAUUCUGACUUAUCUGACCUAAAAGUUUUUGCAGCUUCUUUAUGAAAGAACUGGAGGUCGAGUCAGAAAAAUAAACAAAAGCUGCAGAUAACCCAGGUAACCAAGAAACAAAGUGUUUCAUAUUUAAAAAGAAAAGAGAAGUUUGACACAGCUUUUACUUGAUCCACACUUGCUUGUUUCAGAGGUUACAGAGGAUGGUAAUCCAUUAAGUCAGGAAGAAUUAACAGAGUCUUCAAGUCUUGGGCCAGCACUGGAGCCACCAUGGUAGAGUAAAACAAGCUGGCACCAUUGGUGGAAAGUGAUGAAUGUUGUCUGGAUCAGUGAGCAUCACUCAUGACAGGACCUGCCAGAGUCUGUUCACGUUUGCUUCUCACUUACCUCAGGAAUGCUUUUGUACAUAGUGUUAUUUACAUGAAGUUAGGUGAAUAACCAUAACCAGUAGUAUGAUGACAGCACUUACACGGACACUCCCCGAAACGAAGUCUUAUACUGGUGUGUUCUUAUGCACGCUCUGGUUCUGGACACUCUUGACGGGAGAUACAGAUGUGACUGAGUCUCUAAAUUUCUCCAGAGUGUGAAACCAGUUGAUCUUAUUUUAUAAUAGAUUUUUACACCUCGCUUUGAGCUCCUUCCAUUUUAGGACCAUGGCUAACUGAUAGGAGGUCAAGGAAAGGAAUUUUGCACAUCUUGUAAUGUGUAUCUUAGUAAUCAAGGCUUAGAAGAGGAAGGUUGAGAAGAGAAAGUUGUUCUGAUGGUGGUGAAACUAUUAGAUUAUUUAGCGUAUACACAUAUAUGCAGAUAUUAAUUCUUUACUCAUUAUUAGUUAUCUCUGUCCUUCUCUAGGAAUGUAUAUACCUGUUUGGGAGGAAUUAAACUUACUGAGCCAGAUGUUUUAUUUACUAGUUAGUCACUGCCUGGGCUUUAGUGAUUUACAGUAUGUGUACGUAAUGGUGUGAGAAAUUACAAAUUAUUUUCUGUCUUACCUCCAACUCCCUCUUUUUCCCCCAACAGCUCUCCGUCUCCCUGUCCCCCACCCCACAGAUAUACACACUAACUUCCCACAUAGAGGCUCCCAUAAGCAGGCACAAAAAUGAGGAGGAAGGGGUAUUUUCUCCGCCCUGGUUAGAUUGAACAGGGCUUUGCCUUACAGAGGCAGGAAAGAAGUCAGAAGGUUAUUUAUUGAAAUCCUUGGAACUACUGUGCUAGUUUUGAUGUUUUAUAUUGUAUACAUUUAAUUAUUGAAGAAAUUGGAUUCUUGGUCGAUGACUUAGUGUUGGUGCAUUGUGCAAGUUUAGGAGCAAUGCUGUGUAGAAAAUGUCAGUGUAUCAUCUUUAUCAGCAUGCCAAGAAGGGGGCAUUAUUACAUUGUCCUACCUAAACUGUUCUCCAGCAUAGAAUUCCUAGGCACCAGUUAUCCAGUACUUGAGGGAACACAGUAUGUAAGGAAUGAUGCCUCCGGAGUAGUGAUCAUAGAUUUAUACACGGCAGAUCUUACAACCUCUGUACAUUUGGAAGUAUUUGUUUAAGAAAUGAUAGAUGUUUUGAACUACUGACAAUCUUUACAACAAAUUUUAAAACUUUCAUACUUUUCUGAUGUAAAUUUCCUUUGCUCAAUGUCAGUGAUUCAGAUAACUCUUGAUCUUGAGGUAAUGGCUUUUCAAAGGUUUCUUAUAUUUUAUAUCUCUUCUGAACAUGAAUUAUCAUUUCAGAUUUUUGACAUUUGUAUUAAAAAGUUGAGGAAAUCUUCAGAACACCAACAAAACUUUUGCUGUAGACUUCAGAUUCAAUGAUGUGUUCAGUAAACGUUUCUGUACUUGCAGUACCGCCUCUGCCAACAAAUCCAAGGGACCACGGCGUUUUUUUAUACGAGACAGGUCAGCUCCAGCGCACAGCCUGAGCUUUCCUAAAGGAAGUGCUACUGUGUUGAAAGGGGGUGCUUGAAGAAGUGUUAAUAAAGUCUUGAUAAUUGCUUUCUUUAGAUAGAUUUUGAAAUUUGUGUACCUUGAGUCACAGGCUUUGGAGAGGUAGGAACAUUGAGUUUUUUUUUUUUUUUUGUCUGUUUGUUUCACUUUGGAAGUGGAUGUAGUUGGCUCUUUGGAGAUCUAGAAAGAGAUUUAAUGGUGAGAUUAGGGUUUCAGCAUCACAAGAACCACAACCAUAGCAGUUUUUUCUUAGUGUAUAGAGAAUAGAGAUUGUUUUACUGGCAAUAAUAAAUACUAGAUUUCUAUUCUAGCACAUAAAUAUAUGAAUUGCAAUAUAAAUUACACUCUCAAAAUUAGAUUUCUGCUUCAGUAGGUUUUUUUUUUUUUACUGUGAAGGUUACUUCUCAAAAGACAAAUGUUCAUAUUACUUUAAUUUUGGUUUCAAUGUUUGUAAAUGAUGUGUAAUAUAUUUCUUUUGACUAAACAUGGAAAAAUAAUGCGUGUUAUACAUUGAAAUGUUUUUUACAGGCUUUGAUUGGAGGUCAUUUUUGCAGAGAUGGUAUUUUAUAUGCUUCCAGUAUUUGGAAAAGAAUUAGUCAAAAGGAAUUCACAUAGUUUAAAUAUUGAGAAAUUAAUAUCCAAAUAAUAUACUUGUCUGAUUUCUUAAUAAGCUGGGGGAGGUGGGUGGGGUGGGAAUGGUAAUGUGCAAACAAGCAGUUACUCCAUGUUCAUUUUCAACUCUAACAUAAAAUCACUCGAUGUUAACACAUUGUUACUUUAAUAUUUGUAUAAAGAAGUAUUAUUGUUUGUAAGGCUGCUGUUUGCUUAAAAAAAAAAAGAAAGCCCUUGUUAUGUAAGUAUUUUCUGUACAUUGUGCCAACAGGUUAGAAUAUUAAUUUAAUCCAGGUGAAAAUUUUAUUAUUUUGAUUUUUUUAAAUUAUCUGUAAGAUAAUUUAUUUACAGACAUCUUCUUCCUCCUCCCUCAUUCUUUGCAACCUUUUAUACGCAUCACAGAUUCAACCAAAUUGUUGCCUACACCGAAUCUCAGUCCUAAUUAAUGGCAAAAAUUUAAACUUUGUUGGCACAUUCCACAUUAAAAAUAUUUGUAUUCUUUUGUAAUUUAAUUUCUGAAUAGACCACAUGAACUUAUAAUUUAAUGUCUUAAUUGUAAUGUUCUAAUAAUAAAAGUAGUGAAAUUAGUAUGAGUUGUAAAAUGAAGGGAUUUUUCAUCUUGUUCUUUUGCUUUAUGAAGGAUAAUUGUUGUAUCACAUUUGGGGGUUAACAACAGCUUUUUUUUUUUUUUGCACUAUGUAAAUACCAGUGGGGAUUGUUCUGUACUAAUAAAAUGAUUAUUGAAAAGUG